AUGUCUUCGUUGACGGUGGGUUCUAGUGUCCAACAACAACGUUCAUCCUUGCAGAAUCCGUCAAACCGAAUCAAAAAAGAGAAACUACCUCUAUCAUACAAUAGUCAUGUGGUUUUUAAUGAUCUGAACCAGCCCAUCAUCAAACUGAACCGAUUAUACUGUACAAAUAGCUCCGAAAAACGAACACCUAAAUAUUAUGGAGAGAAGUAUAAAACAUACUACCAGUCGUUGUAUCACUCUAAAUUCAUUGAAUCAAAAGAAAGAGAGAAACGAAAGUUGUGUCCAGUUGAACGGAAGAAAAAGACUCCUUUUGAACUUUUGAGCACCGAGUUUAGCAGAAAACUCGUGGAAGAUUAUAAAAACACCAGAAAAGAAUCAAAAGCCUUUAAACCAAGUCAAGAAGAGGUGAAACUUGAGCGUGAAAGAAAAUUAGAACUUGCCAAGCAGCAUUAUGUCAAUGAAGAAUUUUCUGAAGCCGUUGCUCUAUUUCAAGAAUGUAUCAAUGAGGGUAUGAGAUCCGCAGAAAAUUAUUCGAUGUACGGCGAGGCUUUAUGGAGAAUAGCCAAUUAUGAAGAUGCUUUGAAACAGUUAAGCAUUUGUAUUAGUUUAGAUCCUCACAUAUCUUCUGCAUAUUAUAUUCGGGGUGAUUGCUAUGUACAUUUGCAGGACUACGAGAACGGAAAACGAGAAUUCGAAAAAUACUUAAAAAUUGAACACCCGACCAAAACAGUGUUGGUUAGCCUAGGAAAAUGCUGUUCAACUUUGCGAGACUUGAACGGAGCAUUUUACAGUUUUAAUAGAAUAAUUGCAGAGGUCGACAACCAAGAUCCCUAUAUUUAUUUCUUGCGUGGUGAUAUUUUGUUUCAGAUGGGACACAAAGAAGAAGCUCAGAAAGAUUUUCAAAAAAUUCGAGAUUUAGAUCCAACCUUUUGUGUUCAAUACCAAACUUCUGCGAAACAUUGCGAGGACGCAGGAGAUAUUGGGGAAGCAGUUUCAAUUUACGAGGCACUCGUAAAAAUUCAACCUGCCAACAUGGAAUAUUUGACUCAUUAUGGUCACCUAUUGAUGGAAUUAGGCCGUACCGAUGAAGCAAUGAUCUGUUUCUCUAGGUGUAUUGAAAAAAAACCUAUUGAGAACCCUUCCUUACUUGCAGACGCUUAUGUCACCAAGUCAAUGAUUUUGACCGAGCAAAACGAUAUUGAAAAGGCAUUAUUCACACUUAAUGUUGGGAUUGGUGACUUGCCAGAUGAACCUUCCUUGUACAAGUGUAGAGGUACUUGUCACUUAUUGCUGAAUUUAACAAGAGAGGCGAAACAGGAUUUUGAAUCUGUGCUACAACUUGAUUUAAAGAAUGAACACACGGACGGAUUCAUGUACAAAUUUUUAGCUGAAUACUACUUUGAGGAAAAAGACAACGCUGAGCAAGCUCUAGAUUACUUUUUAUGUAGUGCAAAACUAGGAUUUCUCAAAGGGUUAUGGGCUUCAUGCAAAGAAGAGGUCGAUAGGCCCAAAUUCGGAAAGUAUACACAGCCAUUAAUAGAGGAAACAAAAGCUCAAUUGGCUUGUUGUUUGCUUGUAGCUCAAACAAAAUUAGAAAGAACACUUGAAUCUCCCCUUGAACAGGAGGAUGAAAGCAAGAAAUCCAAACCACCUCAAAAGAAAGACAAAAAGAUAGAAAAGAUCCCGUCAUUGUUUGAUCUGGCAACGAGUGCAUUUAUGUUAGGGUUCAAUACACUAGACAAAGAAGUGCCCUACAUCCCCACCCGCCUUGAAAGCAAGCUAUUCCGAAUUUACAAAGAGAGACAUGCCACUGUUACGACAGCUAGAACGAGUAAUUCAAGAGGAGCAACACGAAAGUAA
Molecule: messenger RNA, 1860 nt
Organism: Naegleria fowleri
Lineage: Eukaryota; Heterolobosea; Eutetramitea; Acrasida; Naegleriidae
Exons: 1
Coding region: 1-1860 (619 amino acids)
Molecular function (GO): protein binding
Source: RefSeq, a predicted model, not a curated record